Molecule: messenger RNA, 502 nt
Organism: Cylicocyclus nassatus
Lineage: Eukaryota; Metazoa; Nematoda; Chromadorea; Rhabditida; Strongylidae
Source: the annotation of a GenBank genome assembly
AUGAAGGAGCAGUUCGAGCUUCAGAAGAACAGAAAUGAAGAGUUGGAAGAGCGGCUCCUGCAUAUAGUCGAGAAAGUGGAAACCGAGAAGAAGCAACUAGCUAACGAAAUCGAUACUCUUACGAGGAAACUCGAGCAGCUCACUAGCGGGGGUCCUAGCAAUGGUGAAAGUCAUGGACAAGAUGGAAUUGACGAGCCAGAAGAUCCUUCUAUGAACAGUUCACAGUGCAAUAGCAGCGUACAACUUCCACGUGGAUCUCAGCAAAGGGUGAUUCUAGGAUCAAGGAGCGCGAGUUCUGGGUCAGAUCAGACUAAAGGCUACCACCAUUUUCCAGUUCUCGGCCAUGACGAGGGUCUUAUCUAUGGAUUUCGUUGGGAGAAAGGGAGUAUUGUGAAGAUUGUAUAGAUAUGAAAAGCUCACCUUUGAAGAUGGAUGUUUGGGUCUAUGUAUUUCUUCCUCACAUGUUGCAAUUUCCUUUUCAAUACUUAUACGGGGACUACGG